This is a messenger RNA of Ectocarpus siliculosus, 2121 nucleotides long. The record is from the annotation of a GenBank genome assembly. NCBI's taxonomy places the organism in Eukaryota, Phaeophyceae, Ectocarpales, Ectocarpaceae.
AUGGCGAUGCUCCGAAGAUUGCACGCUUUGGGUACCAAGUCUGGCACGGACCAGGCUUCCCACCUCCUUCGUUCGCUGUCCACCCGCAGCAGCAACAACAACAACAACGCAGCAGCAGGCGCCGCAGACGAAAACACUAACACCGCGAGCAAUGCCUCUGUGCAGCGGAGAAAUCUCUGCUUUGGCGCCAUCGGCCCUGCUUCAAAGAGCAACGGUAGCGGCAGUCGCUAUGUGUUCGGCAGUGGCAGCAGUCCCAACAGGGGAUUGAGUGGCCUAGCUGGGACCGGAACAUGGAGCGGGAGUGACGCAGUGAAUGGGAUGGCUAAUACCGCUGCGAGAUCGCUGUCCAGUGGCUCGGAGACGACCUCCAGGAGCGCCGAGGAAGAAGACGAAGAAAGCACCCUGUCGAGCCUGCUCCACGAGCUCGACGAUAUCCGCCACAGCGCGGGUGCUAUGCUCGACGACAUGGACGAUGGUGACGACCACACCAGCAACGGCAUCGAAGUCGACAUGGACGAGACCGUCGAUGCCCCGCCGGCACACGCGCAAGGGAAGUCGAUGGAUUUUGACUCUUACGGCCUUAACCAGCGGCUGCAGCGGCAGCUACGGAAGGUCGGCGUGGACCAGUUUUUCCCCGUGCAGGCUCAGUGCUUCGAAAAGGUGGUUAGCGGGCAGGACCUCAUGUGCAAGAGCCGUACCGGAUCCGGAAAGACCCUUGCCUUCGCCAUCCCGAUCAUCGAGGCGUUGGACCGGCAGAGCGGGGGGGAGUCUGUGCAAAGGCAGCGCGGAGGGCGGGGCAGGCUUUUCAGCAGGGGGGCGUACGGGCGCUUCCCGCGAGCAAUCUGCGUCGCCCCCACUCGAGAGCUGGCGAAGCAGGUGGAGCGCGAGUUCAACCGUAUCGCGCCGGAGCUGUCAUCGCUUGCCGUCUACGGGGGCACCGCACAGGGGCCCCAGAUCGGGGAGAUGCGCAGGGGGGUGGACAUCAUCGUCGGCACCCCCGGUCGCAUAAUCGACCACAUCGAGCAGGGAAACCUUAACUUGAGCGAGAUCCAGUUCUGCGUCCUCGAUGAGGCGGACCUGAUGCUGCAGAUGGGGUUCCAGGAGCCUGUGGAAGAGAUCUUCAAGGAGAUGCCGGAGAACAAGCAGACCACUCUAUGGUCCACCAAGGCUGAGGUGGAUGAAUUGUGCACCCACCCUGCUCUCAGCCGCCUGGGUGCGGAGGCUCUCCAUGGAGGGUUGACGCAGGCGGCCCGCGAAGCGUGCCUCGGUCGAUUCAGGAGUGGACGCACCAAGAUGAUCGUCGCUACCGACGUGGCGGCUCGCGGCCUCGACAUCCCCGGGGUGGACAUGGUGUUCCACUACCGACUCCCCAAUGAGAAGGAGAGCUUCGUGCACAGGUCGGGACGUACUGGUCGUGCUGGGAAGGCCGGACUAAACAUCAUCUUGUGCUCCAACGUCGAAGACCGACAGCUGGCAGCUCUCGAGGGAGACUACUCCUUCAAGAGCCUGAGGCGGAGCACUCCUAGCGGCGCGAGCAAUGUCGAGGAGAUGGCCGGCGAGAUCAAGCAGAAGAUACUGUCUGUUAGCGCAGCGUCGGUGCGGAUGUACGAGCCCCAGGCGGCGGAUCUGCUCAUGAAGCUCGGCCUUUCCGUUGCCGAGCAGGCGUCGCAGGAGGGGACGGGAGGGGUCGCGGCGGACAGGAUCGUUCCCUUGGAGGGGGUGCAGGCCCUGAGUGCAGCCAUGUCGCUUAUUGGCGGCGACUCGGGAGUGUCAGCAGAGUUCAUCAACAACUCAAUGAUGAGGUGCGUGGGUGUAGAGACGGGCGGGCCGAGAGGAUGGGACAUGGGUCUUGGUGAUGGUUUUUUCAUACCUAGAAAGGAAAAACCACCGCAUGGACGGCCCAGCGUGAUGCGAUACCGUCUUUGUGAGGGAGGGUUGCUGGUGGACGUGCCGGCUAGCUCGGCGGAGGAGAGGAUAGCGGACAUGAAAGCGCGGCUGGCUGACAUGGAGGCUAGCGGUUCGUUGAAGCGUGCGUUCCAGGGGGUAGAGGUUUCCAUCCCGUUGGAAGUAGCCGGAGCUCUUGACAACAGGGGCGGGUUCGUUCGACUCUUUCUCCACCGG